CCCUGGUCCCCGCGCUGCCGGGCGGGCAGAGCCGCCCCGCCGAGAAUUAAGAAGUUUCUCUGAAGUCCGGUUCACCUCCAAGCAUUUAAAGGUUUUGAGGCUGCGUUGAACCGUGCACCCCCUGCACGACUGGACCAGAAAAAUACAGGUGAGCAGAGCCUGAAGGCUUUCUUCAAGACCUAAGGCUGAGGUGACUCUGAUCCUGCUCUGGGUACCUGAUACUGUGAACAAGGACACUGAACCCAAAGAUCCAUUUCCCAUUCCAAGAAAGAUUAUGGCUGAACCAGACUACAUAGAUGAUGACAAUCCUGAAUUAAUUAGACCUCAGAAAUUAAUUAAUCCUGUGAAGUCAUCCCGGAAUCAUCAAGAUCUCCAUAGAGAGCUGCUUAUGAAUCAGAAAAGGGGUCUUGCACCUCAGAACAAACCAGAGCUACAGAAGGUGAUGGAGAAAAGGAAACGAGAUCAAGUUAUUAAACAACAAAAAGAAGAGGAGGCACAAAAGAAGAAGUCAGACCUGGAAAUAGAGCUACUGAAACGGCAGCAGAAACUGGAGCAGCUGGAACUGGAGAAGCAGAAGAUACAGGAAGAGCAGGAAAAUGCGCCUGAAUUUGUCAAAGUCAAGGGCAACUUGAGGAGGACGGUCCAGGAAGCAACAGAAGCACCAGACUCCUAGAGCCAGCGCCUGCUUAGACUUCCAGCUUUCCUGCAGAGAGAGGCUUUUGCAAGUUGUCUCACAUUUGCCCCUCAGGAGGGAAAAUAACAGCUGACACUUACUGAAGAUGAGAUUUUUAAUUCCUGGGACGUGUGGAUUAAAAAGACAGUAUUGUAAGCAGAUCGACUUGCCAAAUACAGUCCUGAGAUCGAUGGAUAAGGAGUGUCUUUGUCAGUUCAGUGUCAUGGACCAGGCUGACGUGCUUUCUCAGAGAUUUUAACCAGGGAUACUAGAGAAACUCCUUCAGUGUUGCACUGCUUUAACUCUUGUGAUCCUCGUUUAGUGGAGAUACACAGAUUAUAUUUUGCUUUAAAACAGAACAAAAAUCCUCCUGUGAUAUCAAGCUUUGCCGUGCAGGUAGAUUUCCUCCAUCUAGACCUACAGCUUGUAUAUAUCCCACAACAAUUUGUGUUUAGUUGGAAUUUUUACUAAAUCUAGGAGGAUAUGAGGUAUGCUGAUUACUGCUGCCCAUCCCCAAUAGGAUAGGUAGGUGUGGACAAGAUGAGAAUGCUUAAAAUUCACCAGCAGUGGAAAGUUAAGCAGCCUUAAAGCCCAUUUCUUGCUGUUUGACAUGUAGAAUUUGGGCUAUGAAAGAGCAAAAAUCUGAUGAUCCUCUCACAGGAAGACUCCAGAGGCUGAUUUAUCUCUGUCUGUAACCGUACACUGUUGUGUACAGGCCUGUGAAGUGCUACCUGUGAAUUUACCUCUCAAAGCAAAAUGAUCUGUCUUCUACUUUCCAUAUUUUGAAAUCCUGCUUACUUUGGUGUUGUGGCCUUUCUCCUCCAAGGAUAUGCUGAACAGAGUGCAGUGUUAACACAUCACUUGGUAGGGUUUGAACUCAUUUGCUGGAACUGAUCUGGCAUCAGUUCCUACUCUUUGCUUGCAGACGCUUGUUGCAGUUUCAGCAGUAGAGCAGUGUUUAAACCAGGCCAAACCAGUUACUAGAAUCUACUGAAAUGGAUUUUUUUCCCUAAAAUGAGGCAUAAAAAGAAAUUAAUUUAAUCCCAUCCUUCAUUCAGCCUCAAGAAAGAAGGGAAGUGUGUUACCACUGAGACUUUGGGUCCAAUUCUGUCAUCUUCUGCCUUUUCACAGGUUGCCCCUGUGACUUGCCAUUACAUAAAAUAUUGCUCAGCUUGCACAGGGGUGACAGAAUUUAAUCCUUCAUGUUUAUGACUACUAGUUAUCCAGGAAAGCCUGGGAUGGGGAGUGGGGAACAGAUUGCUCAUGUAGGAUUAUAGAAUUGGAUUCUCACCUGGUCACAUUGGGUGCAGAUACAUCUUCAUAAUCUGGGGAGAAAUCCUCAUCUUCCUUGGUUGGAAUAGUCCUAGUUCUCACUGAAACUGUGCUCAUACAUACCUGCUGAGGGUCUAAUCCCUACCCUUUGCCUUAGGAUGCUAAACACAAUAAUUUCUACUUUGUAAUUACAUUGGACAUAACUGUUUGAGAGCAUUUUUUAUUAAUAUCAGCAGUAGCAUGCUUGUAUUGUAAAGGUGUGGUGGAGGGUUGUUGGUUUGGUUUUUAUAGUUCCUUUUGCCUUUCCUAUAAGUAUUGGACAUUUUAAAUACAAUUUCAGAUUAGCACUUGGGACAAAACACUCACAAUUAGAAAUGUUUCCCAGAUACAGACUUUAAUUUGUUAAGGCUUUUUUUGUGAGGACAUAAUCAGAUUGAGGGUAAAUGAAUUGUGAUAAGCAUAUUGCCAUUGAUUUAGACUUGCAGUGUGACUCACGUCUGAAAGAUUAAAUGUGAAGAUGGUCUAACAGACUGUUCACAUUACGGAUAUACAGGAAGACAAAGGCCAAAUGUAAGACUCUUCCAUGUAUUAUCUCAACAAAGGAACAACCUGAAUGCUGCAGGUUCUUCCCUCUCUCUUUCCCUUCUCCUGGCAGGAGAGAAUCUUCCCUGACAACACAUCAUUCCAACACUUGCACUGAUUUUGUUUCAUGUUGUUGAGGCAGCCCUAUGUCCGAGCCUUCCACGCCCUCUCAUGCUUCAUCUUAGCUGUUCCCAGCCUACCAAACAUUCUCCCUCUUGGUUUCAGCUCCACAUUAACCUUCUGCUCAGUAUGGAGAAGUCUAGAAGUGAGUGAGGAAACCUUCCUCUGGCUUGAGCAGACCAUUUUGUUUUAGCCAUUUCCUCUUGGUGAUCAUGGCAGUCCUACCACACAUGCACAGUGAAAUUAAAUCGGUGGCACUGGGAGUGGUGGGGGACAAAGACCUCCUUUGGCUUCAGUGGAUGGCUCUCAAGGCUAAAGGCA
This is a messenger RNA of Ficedula albicollis (Collared flycatcher), 2968 nucleotides long. RefSeq names its product family with sequence similarity 107 member B (gene FAM107B). Bases 275 to 673 code for a protein of 132 amino acids. NCBI's taxonomy places the organism in Eukaryota, Metazoa, Chordata, Aves, Passeriformes, Muscicapidae. The transcript is spliced from 6 exons. The record is from RefSeq and is a predicted model, not a curated record.